Ylistrum balloti is the source of this 465-nucleotide messenger RNA. RefSeq lists its product as uncharacterized. Bases 1 to 465 code for a protein of 154 amino acids. Gene Ontology annotation, molecular function: DNA binding. The transcript has a single exon. NCBI's taxonomy places the organism in Eukaryota, Metazoa, Mollusca, Bivalvia, Pectinida, Pectinidae. Gene Ontology annotation, biological process: DNA integration; DNA transposition. The record is from RefSeq and is a predicted model, not a curated record.
AUGCCACGGUUGACGGAAAAUGAGCGUUUGCGGAUAAUCGGCAUGCUUGAGGCAGGAAUGACCCAAAAUGACAUCGCACAGCGUUUCAAUGUCCAUAGGAAUACCAUACAGUCUUUAGCAAGACGUUAUCGGCAAUAUGGAAUCACUCGGGAUAGACCGCGUUCAGGACGUCCGCGUGUGACGUCACAUCAACAGGACAAUUACAUACGGUUAACGCACCUAAGGAAUCGUUUCCAAACGGCCAGUUUAACGUCUAGGAACAUUCCUGGACUAAGAAAUAUCCACCCAAGAACCGUCCGUAACCGACUGAGAGAACACGGAAUCCGGCCGCGACGCCCCGCCAUACGUCCUGUAUUGCAGCAACGUCAUCGCCAAGCAAGAUUAGCGUGGUGCCGUAGGCAUAUCCGAUACACCCAACGUGAAUGGACGGGUAUUUUAUUCACGGACGAGUCGAGAUUUCACUAA